Molecule: messenger RNA, 2372 nt
Organism: Ceratosolen solmsi marchali
Lineage: Eukaryota; Metazoa; Arthropoda; Insecta; Hymenoptera; Agaonidae
Gene: Duba
Product: Deubiquitinating enzyme A
Exons: 12
Coding region: 570-2339 (589 amino acids)
Biological process (GO): protein deubiquitination
Molecular function (GO): cysteine-type deubiquitinase activity; K63-linked deubiquitinase activity
Source: RefSeq, a predicted model, not a curated record
UAUUAAGAUUCUAUAUGCUUAUAGUGCUGUGGGUGCGAGACUAUAGGUUUACGCGCAGGACUUGACAGUAGUUAAAACCGAGGCAAUUAGCAGCAUUAUUUGGGGUACGCCCAGCUGGUCGUGCAUGAGCGCGUAAUUGUAAAUGAGUUUAGUAACAUUUGCAUGGGAGCGCACAGGAGGACAGAACUCGAAAGUUUAUGAUUAAUAGAGUCCGAUUGCCAUUGUGCGGAGGAGAGAUCUCCCGUUCGAUCUGCGCGCGCGCGAAGUUGCGCAUUGAACUUGGACUGUUGAAGACGAAAAGAGCGACGAGACUCAUGGCCGCCUCUAUGUUGUAGUCUGGCAGAUGAAUGCACGUCACUGGACAGUGGACAGAAGAAAAAAGGCAGCUAGUGGAUAAGAGGUUUGUUUUUACGCUAUCCGUCUGGUGACUAUCCUGAAUCUGCGCAGCAGACUCUUAGUACGAAGGCAAAUAGAUAGACGAAAUUGAAAGCUGUUUAUACAGCACGAUUGCGAGAAGUUUUUCAUUAUUCUUGUUAAUAAUUAGGUAAUAAUCGAGAGAAUAAUCCGAUAUGACGAUUCUCUCCAAGAAAAAGCAAAACACAACCAAGGAUAGACGCGGUGAGAACUCAAAUGGAUCAGAGGUCGAUGUACAUGGAGUACAGAAUGAACAUGGUGCAACAGGAUCCAUUGCAUUGCCUAACAGUCCUUAUCAGGUACGAGGUAGUAAUAGUUUCACAGUAGAUUUGCAUGGAGUACAAAAUGAUCACAAUGCUGGUUCAAUAGUUCUAACUGCAAAUGGCUCAUAUGAGGGAAAUGUCGAUCGUCGAGAAGAAAAGCAUUUUGAUGAAACAGGAGGCUCCAAUCAUGGGAAACGUCAUCGUAGAAGAGCAAGUCCUCACAGUGGAUGUAUUAGUAGAAGUUCACGAACUAAACGAGAGCGUGAAAGAGAAAGAGGUCGAGGUACAGGAGGUAGUAAUGUUGGUACUGGUGGAGAACGUGAAAGAGAAAGGGAACUCGAAAGGCAGUCUACACCACCAACCACUUCUAGCAGUAGUGGUGGCCUACAAGGUGGUGAUAGUACUGUUAUGUCCAACAGUCGAAUGGCUAUCGUUGCUGCAGCUGCAAAUCUUGAACACGAAUUAGCUAAUGGAUAUAAUAGUGGUGAUGAAUACACUGGUAGAACAGGAAAUAAUUUGACACUUGCGGAGUGGCAAGAGCGGGACAGAUGGUUCGAAAAGCGAUUAAGAAAAAUGGGGUUUAUUGUAAAAAAAAUGGGAGACGAUGGAGCCUGUUUAUUUAGAGCUGUAGCCGAUCAAGUUUAUGGAGAUCAAGAAAUGCAUGGUGUUGUUCGAAAACACUGUAUGGAUUAUAUUGCGGCCAACCAAGAAUUUUUUUCACAUUUCGUAGCUGAAGAUUUUAGUACUUAUGUAGAUAGAAAACGGCAAGAAUACGUUCACGGCAAUCACAUAGAGAUGCAAGCAAUGUCAGAAAUGUAUAAUCGUAGUAUUGAGUUGUUUUGUUAUAGUACUGAACCAAUAAAUAUUUUUCAUGGAGUCCUCAAAAGUGACAACGAGCCUAUACGAUUAUCGUAUCAAAGAGGGAGUCAUUAUAACAGUAUCGUAGAUCCAUAUAAAGCAACUAUUGGUGUCGGACUUGGAUUACCAUCAUUUAACCCCGGUUCUGCUGAUCGAGAAUUGAUAUCUGAUGCUGUACGACAAAGUGAAGAAUUGCAUAUAGAACAGACAAUGCUUGAAGAUAAAAUAAAAGCUACAGAUUGGGAAGCAACAAAUGAAGCGAUUGAAGAACAAGUUGCUAGAGAAAGUUAUUUACAAUGGUUACGCGAUAAUGAAAUGAGAAAAGCACGUUCAGCAAGCAGUAGUAGCACAAGUACAGUGACAAGUGCUCAAAAUAGUCAUUUUCAUUCACAUAGCAGUCGAACACAACAAAGAAGCCAUUGUUCGUCUCCAACAUCAGCAAGUUCACCUAAUCAAGAAGCCGUACGAAAUUCUCCAAAGAUAAAUGACAAUGUACGCUACAAUAAAAGAUCACCGCAACAUCAAUCAAGCUCUGGAAUUCCACUUCUUCCAUCGGAAUACAAAGCUUCGUCUACCAUACCACAAGAACCAGUUCCUGGUAGCAGUAAAGAGAUGCAUGCGUCACCAGAUAUUUCACUUUUUAAUCGUCUUCCUCCAGAAGUAUUUGGUUUGACUGAUUGGGAGGACAGCGAUAUUUUAUCAAAGGUGCUAGCUACUUCACAGCAAGAAUAUUUAGAUAGUUUAAAGCAAUCACGCACGUCUACAAGCGAUUCCAGCGAUACAAUAGAAUCUACGAAUAGUUGAAUGAUGUAUACUAUGUGAUGAUAUAAAAACAUA